Messenger RNA from Fusarium coffeatum, 1563 nucleotides. RefSeq lists its product as uncharacterized. Bases 1 to 1563 code for a protein of 520 amino acids. Lineage: Eukaryota; Fungi; Ascomycota; Sordariomycetes; Hypocreales; Nectriaceae. Gene Ontology annotation, molecular function: iron ion binding; monooxygenase activity; heme binding. The transcript has 4 exons. The record is from RefSeq and is a predicted model, not a curated record.
AUGUCUAUGGAUGUAGGGCCUGAGCUACUGGCUCGUCUUCCCGCUCUGACGAGCCCCCUUGGUUUGGCUGCUGUCGCUGCUGUUUUGCUUAUCGGACUGUUUAUUACCGAAAAGUUUAUUAGCGUGCCUUAUCCUGAGGGUAUUCCCCUUAUAAGGGAACCUAAGGGUGCGAAGCGGUUCAGUCUACCUUACCAUGAUUACCUCAAACAAGGCAAGCCAGUCGUCCUUCCAGGCUUUGGCGUCAGAAUAGAAGUCUAUCUCCCCCAGAGCCAGAUGAAAUGGAUAAUGGCCCAACCCGACCAUGUCCUCGACCAAGGACAGGCUUUUGCUGAGAUCGAUCAAGUCACAUGGGCUCUCGGCCACGAUCGAUAUGUCGUGGAUGCCUGGCAGGGCAUGAUUGUCAAGUAUGACCUGAACCGCGCGAUUGAGGUCAUCGCCAACAGCAUGAAGGAUGAGCUGGCAGUGGUGUUUGACGACCAGUUUGGUACCGACACGGAGAAUUGGAAGACGGUUGAUCUCACGCAGACUGUUAAGAUGAUUGUUGCUCAGGCUGCUAGUCGUUUUACGGUCGGACUACCACUUUGUCGCAAUAAGGAGUAUCUUCAGAAUGUUUUGGAUACUGAUGAGCUUUUCAUCUUGAACGCUGGUCUUACUGGAGGCAUGCCUCGUAUUCUUUCAGCAAUCCCAGGUACUCUCUUCGGUUGGUUGGUCGAAAGCAAAGUCAAGCAGUUCAAGAAAUGGGUUGUUCCUCUAUUGAAGGAACGUUUCGAUAAGGCCCAGAAUCACCAAGAAGAACCGGAGGAAGACGAUAUCCUUCAAAUGAUGGUCCGAUAUGCCCUCAAGGAACGACCAGACGAAGUCGGCAACUGGGAUCUUCUCGCGCGACGCAUCGUAGCCUCGAACUUUGGCUCUGUUCACAACACGCAGCUAUCAGUCAUCAACCUCCUUCUCAACGUUCUUGGAUCUGACGCAGAGUACAACACCAUCUCUGUUCUCCGCGAAGAGAUGGACCGCAUUCUUGGAUCUGACGACACCUCCGGCUGGACAAAGAGUGCCAUUCAAUCCAUGACUCGCGCCGACAGUGUCUCUCGCGAGUCAAUCCGUCUGAAUUCCUUCGGCUCACGCGCCAUCUUCCGCAAAGUAAUGACACCAGACUUCAAGACCCAAGACGGCUACCACCUUCCCCAAGGCACCCUUACCAACUUCAUCAGUUACCCCGCAAUGACUGAUGAAACACAAUACGAGGAUGCUCUCAAGUACGAUCCCUUCCGUUUCUCACGCGCGCGCGAACUGGCUGUUAGCCAAGGCGAGAAAGCACCUCCUGUCACAUUUGUCACGACAUCACCAGAGUUCUUGGCCUUCGGACACGGAAAGCAUGCUUGUCCUGGUCGCUUCCUCGUUGACUUUGAGUUGAAGAUGAUUCUGGCUUAUAUUGUUAAGAAUUACGAUAUCAAGUUCCCGGAUGAGUACGAAGGGAAGAGACCGCCUAACAUCUGGAUCGCCGAGGCUAAUAGCCCACCGAGUGGUGUUAAGAUAGAAGUCAAGAGAAGAGAGAAGAAGUAG